GCCCGCUCAGCUGCCUCUGGCGUGUGGAACAGGUUUCCUCUCAAAAAACCUUCGAGACACGGCAGCAUUCUGAGCAGAGAGUCUCCAGCAGACAAGAAGCAGAAGGUUGAACGCUGCAGCAGCACCCACGACUUCGACCCCACAGAUAGCUCCUCCAAGAAGACAAAGUCUAGUUCUGAGGAGAGUAGAUCCGAGACGUAUGGCCUGGUGCAGAGGUGUGUGGUGAUCCAGCGGGAUGAGAACGGCUUCGGGCUGACGGUCAGCGGGGACAACCCCGUCUUCGUGCAGUCUGUCAAGGAAGAUGGAGCAGCCAUGCGGGCUGGAGUGCAGACAGGUGAUAGAAUUAUCAAGGUGAACGGGACUCUGGUAACACACUCGAACCAUUUGGAGGUGGUCAAGCUGAUCAAGUCUGUGCUACCUUUACACAGACCUGUACAAACAGACCAACUCCAAAGAGACCCGCCGUGUUUUCCUGGAGUUUUACCAGUUUUUCCUGGACAGAGCUGCAAACCUGAAAGUCCCAGUUCCAGAGGAAAUCUCCUUGGAAUUAGACAGGAGAAGGCCAGAGCUCCUCCCUGAGGAGCUGCACCGCCAGUUCAUCCAGACCAUGCAGGAUAAAGUCUGCCCAGAGGUUCAGAGGAACCUGGAAGAUUUCAGGCAGAAGAGGAGCAUGGGGCUGACCCUGGCCGAGGGGGAGCUGAGCAGGCUGGACGCAGAGCGGCUCCGCGACCGCAACGCCGUGGAGAGGGAGAGGAGCUGUGCCGAGCAGAUCCUGGCCAAAAUCGAGGAGGUCCUGAUGACAUCUCAGCCUCUGGAGGAAGACAAGAGCUCCACGAUGCAAUAUGUGAUCCUCACCUACAUGAAACACCUGGGAGUGAAAGUGAAAGAGCCUCGGAACCUGGAGCAGAAACGGGGCAGGAUUGGGUUCCUGCCAAAGAUCAAGGUGUGAAGCAGCCUGGGGAAGCCCCACCUGCCAGCGAGUCCAUGGAUGGCACCCCCCGCACUCCCAACAACACCUUUGAGUUCCCAUCUCCCCUGGAAAACCUGCAGGAGGAGGAGGGAGAGGCUGAGAGGAUGGUUGACAUGGGAACACCGAAGCCUUUUCGCAAGAUGGACAGCGUUGGCUUUGCAGAUGUGCAGAGUGAGGACGAGCUCUAUGACUUCGACAUGGACAUGGACCCUCCCAACUGGCAGCAGCUCGUGAGCAGGGAGGUGCUGAUGGGGCUCAAACCCUACGAAAUCAAACGUCAGGAAGUGAUAAAUGAGCUGUUCUACACGGAGCGAGCCCACGUGCGCACGCUGAAGGUCCUGCACAACGUCUUCUACCAGAGGGUCACCAGGGAGGGCAUCCUCAGCUCCAGUGACAAGAGGAAAAUCUUCUCCAACCUCGAGGACAUCCUUGGGCUGCACGUUGCACUGAACGAUCAGAUGAAAUCUGUCCGAAAAAGAAACGAGACUUCUGUCAUUGGCCAAAUUGGGGAAGAUUUGCUCUCCUGGUUUAGUGGAGCAGCAGAGGAGAAGCUGAAACUUGCCACUGCCACCUUCUGCAGCAACCAGCCCUUCGCUCUGGAGGUCAUCAAGUCCCGCCAGAAGAAGGACUCGCGCUUCCAGACCUUCGUGCAGGAUGCUGAGAGCAAUCCCCUGUGCCGGCGGCUGCAGCUCAAGGAUAUCAUCCCCACGGAGAUGCAGAGGUUGACGAAAUACCCCCUUCUGCUGGAUAACAUUGCUAAAUACACAGAGCUGCCUGAGGAGAAGGAGAAAGUCAAGAAAGCAGCAGAUCACUGUCGCCAGAUCCUCAACCACGUGAACCAGGCUGUCAAGGAGUCAGAGAACAAACAGCACCUGGAGGAUUAUCAGCGGAGACUCGACCUCUCCUACUUGAAGCAGUCCGAGGAUCCCAUGAUGGAUGAGUUCAGGAACCUGGAUCUAACAAAGAGAAAAAUGCUCCAUGAAGGGCCCUUGACCUGGAAGGUGAAUCGUGACAAAACCAUCGAUCUGUACACUCUGCUGCUGGAGGACAUCCUGGUGCUGCUGCAGAAACAAGAUGACAAGCUGGUGCUGAAGUGCCACAGCAAGAUCCUGGCAUCCACAGCCGACAGCAAGCACACCUUCAGCCCCAUCAUCAAACUCAACACCGUGCUGGUUCGCCAGGUGGCCACAGAUAACAAAGCUUUCUUCGUCAUCUCCAUGUCGGCGACGGGGGCUCACAUCUACGAGCUGGUGGCACAGACUGUCUCCGAGAAGAAUGUCUGGCAGGACCUUAUAGCUCAGAUGGCAGGAACUGUGAAGAUGGGGAGCAGCAGGAGAGUGAUCCCACUGCCUCAGUCAGGCCCUGGCGAAGAGGAGCGUGAGGAAGAGGAGCAGCAGAAGCUGAAGGAGCAGCAUGACAUUCCUGCCAGCAGCCUGCAGAGCCCAGAUAAAGAUCUGGGCCUGGAGUCUCCCUUGAUACUGAACCCUCAGUCCUCCUCGCCCAUCCUGUCUGAGAAGGCCAAGGUGGAGGGGCUGCUGGAGGGGCAGUUUGAGAAGGGGCCGCAGGCAGAGCUGGCCCUCAAGGACUCCUCUGGCUGCAGCUCAGCCUCGGUGCCAGAGGGGCAGUGGGCCCGGGAUGCCCUGAGGAACUUGGGGCUGCUGAAGCAGCUC
Zonotrichia albicollis (white-throated sparrow) is the source of this 2640-nucleotide messenger RNA. The record is from RefSeq and is a predicted model, not a curated record. Lineage: Eukaryota; Metazoa; Chordata; Aves; Passeriformes; Passerellidae.